GACACACACACACGGAACUUGAUCUUUGGGUUGAAAAAUGGAACCGGAGAUGGAUGCCCUCAAGGUUCCGAUUCUACCUGAGCACCAAUCAUCAUCUCCGACUCCAUGGUCGUCGAGACUCACGAAACGGAUUAUCAUACCAACCGCCGUUUCGGGGGCUCUAGCGUUAGGGAUAUUUUCCUUCUUCUUGAAUUUUAAUUCAGCUCCAGUUCCAGUUCCAUUACCCGGAAGUUUGUACAGCGUCAUUAUCGAUGCUGGGAGUUCGGGGUCCCGAGUUCACGUGUUCAAGUACUCCAUUGAUCAGUCCGGGGCACCCGUUUACAGUUUUGGUCCUGACCACCACAAGGUGUCUAGGUUUCUAGGUGGUUUGUCGACGUAUGCUAAUAAUCUGGAAGGAGCGAAGGAGAAAGUGGAGCAACUUGUGGGCUUCGCCAAGGAAAUUGUUCCCCAGGAUAUGUGGAGCAGGACUGACAUAAGGUUAAUGGCAACUGCUGGGAUGAGAGCCAUUGCGAAAACUGAUCAGGAAAGUAUUCUUAAUACUGCCAAACAAGUUUUUAGAUCUCGUCCUGGGUUUCAUUUUCGUGACGAGUGGGCUUAUGUUAUCAGUGGAUCUGAUGAAGGUUUAUAUGCUUGGAUAAUUGCCAAUCACGCACUCGGUUUGCUUGGAAAUACUGGGACAACGGGGAUUGUUGAACUCGGCGGGGCUUCUGCGCAGGUGACCUUUGAGUUAAGUAAUCAGCAAGUGAAUUCUGUGGACUCGCAUAUGAAAACCUGUAACAGUUUUCCAUACAGAAUCUACAGUCACAGCUUCCCCAACUAUGGGAAGGAUGCAGCACUAAAAAGGUUAAUGGAUAAUCUACAAUACCCAGACGGGGAGGAAGUGGAGGAAGACGUUGAAGACCCUUGUACUCCUCAAGGGUACACCUACCAAAAUAAUCGGCGUAAAUAUCUAUCCGUAUUCCUAGCUGAUGAAAGCGAAUAUACAAGACUUGUAGCUGCUGGUAAUUUCGCAAGAUGCAAAAUCAAAACGCUUGAACUUUUGCAGGAAGGAAAUGAGAUGUGUCCAUCUAAUUCGUGUGCUAUUGGAUCUACAUACACACCUCCGGUUCAAGGAAGGUUUUUGGCUACAUCAAAUUUUGCCUACACAAGCGAAUUCUUUCACUUAAACGAACUAAAUUGGAUGUCUGACUUAAGGCAAAAGGGGGAGGAGUUUUGUCAAAAAACCUGGGAAGCACUAGAACUGGAAUACAGAGGUACUCUAAACUAUAGUGAAGAAUAUUUGCGUGGGUAUUGCUUCUCAUCAGCAUAUAUAAUCGCAAUGCUUGAAAGGCUUGGUUUUAAUGACGAAAGUACUAUAGAGUUUUCGAAUGAAGUACAUGGCACAUCAUUAGAUUGGGCAUUGGGCGCUUUCAUCGAUAGUUUCUCACAGCCUAGUAUCGCCCCUGCUCCAAGUCCCGCACUCACUUCUGGUCACAGUGGUGGUGAUUCUAGAAAAUUUCUUGGCUUUUGAUGACAUGCACCGGAGGAAACCAAACCCAAAGUUCAAAGAUCAAGUCUUAUUAUGACUUGGUGUUUUCUUUUAUUUCUGUUUUAAGCAAAUAAUUAGAGCACUGCUUCACUUCCUCUUUUGUAGGAGAAGAGUGACUUUUUCUCUUCACAAGUUCUAUUUCCACUUUUUUAUUGGAUUGAUGUAUGUCUGAACCAA
Camelina sativa (false flax) is the source of this 1705-nucleotide messenger RNA. RefSeq names its product putative apyrase 3. Gene Ontology annotation, cellular component: membrane. Gene Ontology annotation, molecular function: nucleoside diphosphate phosphatase activity. Gene Ontology annotation, biological process: nucleoside diphosphate catabolic process. The record is from RefSeq and is a predicted model, not a curated record. Lineage: Eukaryota; Viridiplantae; Streptophyta; Magnoliopsida; Brassicales; Brassicaceae.